CGUAUCGACGUAAAUUAACUAACGCGUUGUUGGCAAGAUYGAAAAGAUAUCGAUUCAGGGUGAACGCAGUUAACAGUUGGAACAUUUUCCUUGGGAAAAUUUCAAAAGAUGCUCCCGAAACACAUCGASCACGCUAUUUUCAAACUGAGUUAUUUUGUUAUAAUAUUUUGCUGUGUAAUUAGCAGUUCUAACCCGAAGAUCUUGGCUAAUGCAAGUCAAUAUUGUCCUCCAAAUCUGCGUUCCCUUUACAUCAAAGGGAUUAGCUUCCCGCCAUAUUUGUACGCAGACCGUUCUAAUGUUUUCAAAGGAGAACUUGUUGAAUACAUYGACGCUGCCACCAGAAAAUGCUGYYCUAAGAUCCAAGUGAAGUAUUACAGCGUUGACAACGAAACGAACUCUUCAGAUGAUAUCGAGSAMAUGAUAAGAAGUCCUGAUCCWCAUGGCAGUUUUAUAUACUUUCCAGUUUUUGCAAAUAAAAACGAAAAAGAGCAGUUUAAUCGAUUCUUUUUAGGCAUGUAUGAAAGUUCUGGUUUUGCUGUGAUCCAGACCGAGAACGAUCCAUAUUUUGAAAGAGCUACGGAUCAAAUUGAUGCGUUACUAGCGACUUGGCCCCUUUUGCUAGCAUGCGGUUUAACUGCUACUCUAGCUGGCGUUAUAAUGUGGAUUUUGGAUUGUCGACAAAAUAAAGACUUCUCGACGGGAUUUUUGUCUGGAGCUGGUGCGGGUGUAUGGUGGUCCUUCGUUACUAUGACAACAGUGGGAUAUGGAGACAAAAGCCCCAAGUCAUUUUUCGGCCGGUCCUUUGCUAUUUUAUGGAUGAUUAUUGGUACGAUUCUUCUGUCAAUACUCUCAGGCCAGAUCACCGCGUACCUUACCACGCUUCAAGUUACCCAAACAUUUACAAUACAAGACAAAGAGGUCGCUGUGCCGCUUGGAGUUCAAAACUUUCUGGAAAAGGAAUUGAGCCUUGGAGCGAAGUAUGAAGAAUAUCCGAUUAUUAACAUCAUAAAGGCUGCUAUAAAAGGAGAUGCAUCAAGCAUAGGUGGACGAAAGUAYGCCAUACUCUAUGAUUACGAAAAGCAACAUCGUGCAUUUCUGCUUAAAAUGAACAAAUCUAUGKACUUAACAAUUAAAACGAUGAUCACCCAUCCCACCUAUCUUGGAAUAGUUUGUACUCACGAGCCCGAUGAUCCACUUAGGACGUUUUUCAAAUGUUGGCAGAAAUCUGUUCUCGACCAAAUUGCAAUUGCGAAGUUAAAAGACCGUGCAAAGUACCGUAAUCAAAACAGGAAAAAGCUUACUACACCUGCACCAAAACGUUCUGUGGAAACUAACGCUCUAAUAGCUCUAUCUGCUGUUGUUGGAGCUUUUACAGUAAUUGGUCUUAUAUGGGAAUUGUCCAAAAGGUCCAAACAAAAGAAGGCUUCAGUUUCAUAGCUUGGUCAAGACUCUGGCAUCUGUGGUCUAUUUUUGGAAGCUUCACCAUUGGUUAUUCGACCUUCUCAUAUUCAAGGAGCAGAUAAUAAUUUUUGAAAUGG
Molecule: messenger RNA, 1538 nt
Organism: Exaiptasia diaphana
Lineage: Eukaryota; Metazoa; Cnidaria; Anthozoa; Actiniaria; Aiptasiidae
Exons: 7
Coding region: 109-1437 (442 amino acids)
Biological process (GO): potassium ion transmembrane transport
Cellular component (GO): voltage-gated potassium channel complex
Molecular function (GO): delayed rectifier potassium channel activity
Source: RefSeq, a predicted model, not a curated record